Messenger RNA from Closterium sp. NIES-65, 684 nucleotides. The record is from the annotation of a GenBank genome assembly. Lineage: Eukaryota; Viridiplantae; Streptophyta; Zygnematophyceae; Desmidiales; Closteriaceae.
AUGAGCCGCGACCGCGGCGGCAGCUCCUUCUGUCAAUGGCGGCGGCAGUCGCGGCUGUCGGCGGCGACGGCUGCUGCUGACAGCGGCCGCCGCUGCUGUCGGCGGCGUCUGCUGCUGUCGGCUGCUGCUGGCGGCGGCGGCAGCUGCUGCUGGCGGUGGCUGCUGCAGGUGGUGGAGGAGCCGAGAAGGGGCCGGGAAGGGUCUCGAAGGGCGGCGACGGGGCCGCUUGGGGCGGCGACGGGACCGCUAGGGGCGGCGACGGGGCCGCGAAGGGCGGCGACGGGGCCAAGAAGGGGUGGCGUCGGGGCCAAGAAGGGUGGCGACGGGGCCGCUAGGGGCAGCGACGGGGCUGCGAAGGGCGGCGACGGGGCCGAGAAGGGGCCGCGAGGGGCCUCGAAGGGCGGCGACGGGGCCGCUAGGGGCGGCGACGGGGCUGCGAGGGGCGGCGUUGUGGCCGCGAGGAGCGGCGACGGAGCCGCUAGGGGCGGCGAUGGGGCCGCGAAGGGCGGCGUCGGGGCCGUAACGGUCUGCGACGGGGCCGCGAGAGGCGGAAACGGAGUCGCAAGGGGCGGCGACGGGGCCGCUAGGGGCGGCGACGGGGCCGCGAAGGGUGGCGAAGGGGCCGUUAGGGGUGGCGACACGGCCGCUAGGGGUGGCGUGAGGGGCCGUGAGAGGGGCCUCUAG